Molecule: messenger RNA, 1809 nt
Organism: Mucor velutinosus
Lineage: Eukaryota; Fungi; Mucoromycota; Mucoromycetes; Mucorales; Mucoraceae
Product: RAB3A interacting protein
Exons: 8
Coding region: 1-1809 (602 amino acids)
Biological process (GO): transmembrane transport
Cellular component (GO): plasma membrane
Molecular function (GO): transmembrane transporter activity
Source: RefSeq, a predicted model, not a curated record
AUGAAUGAUAGGAUGAAUCGAUCUAUCGACUGCAAUGUAGCAAGAGGCAUUCAAAUCGCACAGGCAUCCAAGCUGGUGUCAACGCAUUUUGACAGAACCAUCAUGUUUAUAGGCUUAUUGCUGAUGUCCUGGGUAAUUUCCUGGGAAAAGAACAUUACAAACACCAUCACAUCCACUGUCUCUAGUGUGUUUCAAGCAAACAACAUCUCAGGCAUCUUGGGCACAGUGCUUAGUAUACUACAAACAGCGUUACAACCCAUGUACUCUAAACUGUCAGACAUUACAGGAAGAGCUACGGCGUAUACAUUCUCUGUGUGCAUGUUUAUUGUCUCUUUCAUUAUCAUGGCAUGCGCUACCAAUUACAACAUGCUGAUUGGUGGACAAGUGAUAUAUUCCUUUGGUUAUUCGGGAGUGUACAUUCUAGGCCCCAUUCUCAUUGGAGAUUCAGUAGGUCUAGUUAAUCGAACCUUGAUUUUGGCCGUUUACAAUUUCCCCAUCAUCAUCAACUUGUUUGCUGGUGGCCUUGCUGCUCAGACAUUUAUCAAUUCAGGUCAAUGGCGCUGGGGAUACGGACACAUUUGCAUCGUCAUUUUUGUGGCUAGUUUUCCGCUUCUGACAGUACUCUGGAGUCUCCAAUGCAGAGCCAAGAAAUCAGGUCUAUUGAGAAAAGGGUCAACAAAGUCUAUCAAAGCAGCUAAUCCAGAGAGCAAAGAGAGCUUCUAUGACAAGACGGCCUGGCUUAUCAGCGAGAUUGAUCUUGUAGGCAGUUUAUUGCUUGUUGCCGGCUUGUUUUUGAUUCUUUUACCCCUUAUUCUGGCUACAUCUUGGGGCGGCUGGAACAGCAGUAGAGUCAUUGGGUGCUUGGUCUCGGGAGGCGUCACGUGGUUGCUGUUCGGCUACUGGGAGUGGAAGAUUGCCGUUAAACCGAUUAUUCCAUUGACACAUUGGGAGUCUAGAAACCCGUUUUGGGGAACACUGACCUUGUUUAUGAUUUGGACCAUCAACAGCAUGAUGGAUCUGCAGUACUUUUUGAGCUAUUUACAAGUGACAAAAAGAGUGUCGCCACUGAUUGCAUCUUAUCUGGAACGGGGUGAAAAUUGUGCCAAUGUCAUGUUGCCCAUAUUCAUAGGUUACUUUAUUCGUCGCACGCAACGAUGGCGCCCUUUUGUUUGGGUUGGUGCUUGUUUAGCUGUGUUGGGCCCUGGACUCAUGAUACCUGCAAGAAGGAUGAGCUCGCCUGAGGUGUUUAUUGUCAUGGCACAGAUCAUCUUUGGUGCCUCCUCUGCGUUUCUCAAUUAUCCUGUUCUCGUUGGUAUUCAAGGUUCGGUCCCGCAAAAAGAUGUUGCUAUCGUCACAGCAUUAUUUGAAGUAGGUGUCUCUGUUGCUGGCAGCAUAGGGUCUACCAUUGCUGGCGCUGUGUGGAACUCUGUCUUACCUAGAUUGAUACAAAAGUAUGUGCCUGGAAAUUACAAUGCCUUGACGAUAACAAAAAGCAUUCCGAAAAUUUUGGCUUUACCUGAAGAGCAAUACAAGGGUGUUGCAUUAGCGUAUGAUGAAGCCAUGCAUAUUCUAGGUAUCACUGCUGUGUGUAUUGGAGCACUGGCAUUUUUGUGCUCUACACAGCUCAAGGGAUACAUCCUGGAGAAUGUGGUGCCUGAGGAAGAGAUGGAGGCUGAGAAUGAGAGUGCAAAUACAGGUGAUCGCGAUGACGAAUCGAUGAUGGAGCAAAUCAUUGAUGAUGCUGCUACGUUAAAAGAAAAGCCGUUACAGCAGGCCAAACGGACCACUCCUUUGGAAGAUAAGUGCUAA